Messenger RNA from Pezoporus flaviventris, 1593 nucleotides. RefSeq names its product kynurenine 3-monooxygenase (gene KMO). Gene Ontology annotation, cellular component: mitochondrial outer membrane. Gene Ontology annotation, molecular function: FAD binding; kynurenine 3-monooxygenase activity; NAD(P)H oxidase H2O2-forming activity. NCBI's taxonomy places the organism in Eukaryota, Metazoa, Chordata, Aves, Psittaciformes, Psittacidae. The transcript is spliced from 15 exons. Gene Ontology annotation, biological process: quinolinate biosynthetic process; L-tryptophan catabolic process; NAD+ metabolic process. The record is from RefSeq and is a predicted model, not a curated record. Bases 123 to 1550 code for a protein of 475 amino acids.
AGCUCAGAUGUGACUCCACCGCCUAUAUCCUUCCCCUUCUUCUCCCUGCUGGUGAGUUCAGUGCAGCAGGACAGGGAGCAGGGACACAGCACUAAGAACCUGUAACUGGGGGUGCCUCAGAGAUGGAGACCAGUGACCCACGGGGGAAAAGAGUCGCUGUUGUCGGUGGUGGUCUGGUGGGUGCAUUAAAUGCCUGUUUCUUUGCGAGACGAGGUUUCUAUGUUGAUGUUUAUGAAGCCAGAGAAGAUAUCCGGGUGGCCAGCUUUACCCGUGGCAGAAGCAUUAACUUGGCCCUGUCCCAUCGAGGACGCCAAGCCCUGCGAGCUGUGGGCAUGGAGGAGCAGAUUGUGUCCAAAGGCAUUCCCAUGCGGGCAAGAAGGAUACACACACCUUCAGGGAAGAAGUAUUCUAUUCCAUAUGGGAAGAAGAACCAGUACAUCUUGUCCGUGGACAGAGCAAACCUGAACAGAGAGCUGCUGACAGCUGCUGAGAAGUACUCCAACACCAAACUGUACUUUGGACACAAGCUCCUGGGGUGCAAUGCAGAGCAGGGGACAUUAACCAUCAAAAGAUCUGACCAGCAACCCUUGGAAGUAGCAUACGACCUCAUUGUGGGAUGUGAUGGAGCCUUCUCAACAGUCAGAAAGCAAUUCAUGAGGCAGACACGUUUUAACUACAGUCAUGAGUACAUUCCUCAUGGAUAUAUGGAGCUGAGCAUCCCUCCCAAGGAUGGAGAUUUUGCCAUGGAACCAAACUACCUCCAUAUCUGGCCAAGAAACACCUUCAUGAUGAUUGCACUGCCCAACAUGGACAAGUCAUUCACCUGCACGCUCUUCAUGCCCUUUGAGGAAUUUGAGAAGCUCACAACGGACGAGCAAGUGCUGGGCUUUUUCCAGACCUACUUCCCAGAUGCCAUACCCCUCAUCGGAGAGCGAGAGCUGAAGCAGGAUUACUUUUUGCUGCCAGCCCAGGCCAUGAUAUCUGUGAAGUGCUCUUCCUACCACCUUGGUUCCCGGUGUGUGCUGAUGGGAGAUGCUGCCCAUGCCAUUGUGCCCUUCUAUGGACAGGGCAUGAAUGCAGGCUUUGAGGAUUGUCUUGUCUUUGAUGAAUUAAUGGACCGCUUCCAUAAUGACCUUGGUGCCUGCCUCCCCGAGUUCUCCAGGCUGAGGGUGCCAGAUGACCACGCCAUCUCAGAUUUAGCCAUGUACAACUACAUAGAGAUGCGCGAGCACGUGAAUUCAACAUGGUUCAUCUUCCGGAAGCACGUGGACAACUUUCUCCACGCCCUCAUGCCUUCCACCAUCGUCCCGCUGUACACCAUGGUGACCUUCACCAGAAUUCGCUACCACGAAGCGGUUCAGCGCUGGAAAUGGCAGAAGAAGAUAAUAAAUCGAGGGCUCUUUGUCAUCGGAGCAGCAGGACUGGGGGGCACCUUCCUCCUCAUAAGGUGGCUGGCUCAGGACUUGGGCUUCUGCAUGGAAAACUUGUGGGGCUGGUCCCGUUAUCUGAAGAAUAUCGGAAAUCUUCCCUUUGGCAUACAAGUGGCUUAAAUGUAAGGGGAGGUCCUGGCUGUAAUAAAAGUGAAGGCAUGGA